Messenger RNA from Paramecium sonneborni, 1208 nucleotides. The record is from the annotation of a GenBank genome assembly. Lineage: Eukaryota; Ciliophora; Oligohymenophorea; Peniculida; Parameciidae.
AUGGAAUAAAGUUAAAUCUAUCAAGAAUAAAAAUUUGGAUAGAGGGUUCCAAAAAAGUUUAUACAAACUUUAUAUGAAAAAUCAAUUUGCAAUCAAGAGAUUGAAUCUCCAUAAUUAGUCGAAAUAAUCCCUAAAAUGUAAAUUUGUUUUUCAAAGGUUGUGCUCACUGAUACAUAUGCUUUAAUAUUCACAUUUAAUACUUUUACGAUUAAAUUUGGAAAUUUUAUCAGAAAAUUGAAUUUUGAAGAAACUACUCAAUUAAUGCAUUUAGAAUCAAUUGAAUUGAUUAAUAAAUAUCUUUAAGAAAAUCUGUAAAUAAAUUAGAAUGAAAACAUUCAUAUUAAAAUAGAAAAGCAUCAAGAUAUGUUUUCAAAAUAUUAGAUUCCACUUUCUCCUAUUGUUCUUACUUUAUAAGACAUAGGAGUAUUUGAGAUUCAUUAUCCAAAAUUAGAAGCUUACUUUUAGUUUUCAAGUUAAACUGAAGAAAUAUAAUUAACAAAUUCAGAUGUACUUCAUCUAAUUGGAAAUAAUUUUUCUACAAUUUAAUAAUAUGUAAGAAUCAUAAUAAGCAUAGAGUUAAAGAAUAAAUUUUGGAAAAUAAAGAUCUUAUGUUCGAUAAUUUCAUGAUUUAAGAAUCAAAGAAAUAGGAGUUGAUAUUUAUGAUUAGAGUACUUUUAAACAAUUGUAAAUUAAGUAAUCAAGUAAAAUAAGAUUUAUUAUUAGAGCAUAUAAAAGAUUUAAAUCAAAAAAUUUUAAAACAGGUUUGUGAAACCGAUUAAAAAUAUGUUAUCUUAACAUUACAUCCUCCUUAAUUGGUAUUGAAAUAACUAAAAAAAACAAUUUUCAAACAAAGUUUUACUCUUUUAGAAUUUAUACAUAUGUGUUUUAUGCUACAGAAAGUAUAAUUAGAAACGUUUUUAAUAAUGAUUAAGCUUUAGAAAUAAAAUGGAAAAUAUAGAUUUGUGUAUAACUUGAAUGAAUAUCCGAUAGGAAAUGAAUUAAGUUAAACUUGUCUUCGAAAUGGUUUAUUUGCAAAAAUAAAUAAAUCUAUUUAAUAUGAUUUAAAUUAUUUUAAACUAGAAUAUGUACCAUUUAGAAUUAUAAUUUAUGAUCCUUUAGAAGUGAAAGAAUAUGAAAUGCCUGUAGAUUUUAAUGUUAUUGAAUAAAUGAUUACUCUUAAAUUAAAUGUAGAGUUUAAGAUUUAUUGA